GGGGCCAUGGCGCCCGCGCAGCGCCCGUGGUUCCCGCUUCUGCUGCUCCUGGUGCCGCUGCCGCCUCCUCCGCCUUGCGCGCGCGCCGAAGACGCCACCCGCGCCAACGCGGACCGCUACGCCGUCUAUUGGAACCGCAGCAACCCCAGGUUCCACGUGGGGACGGCAGGCGACGGUGGUGGCUACACCGUGGAGGUGAGCAUCAAUGACUAUCUGGACAUCUACUGCCCGCACUAUGGGGCGCCACUACCACCGGCCGAACGCAUGGAGCACUACGUCCUCUACAUGGUCAACGGCGAGGGUCACGCAUCCUGUGACCACCGGCAGCGAGGCUUCAAGCGCUGGGAAUGCAACCGGCCGGCUGCCCCAGGGGGGCCGCUCAAGUUCUCGGAGAAGUUCCAGCUCUUCACACCCUUCUCACUGGGGUUCGAGUUCCGCCCAGGCCACGAGUACUACUACAUCUCUGCCACACCUCCUAAUGCUGUGGACCGGCCCUGCCUUCGGCUCAAGGUGUACGUGCGGCCGACCAAUGAGACCCUGUACGAGGCCCCAGAGCCGAUCUUCACCAGUAACAACUCCUGCAGUGGCCUGGGCAGCUGCCGCCUCUUCCUGAGCACCGUCCCUGUGUUGUGGACCCUCCUGGGCUCCUAGUCCUGGCCCGCAUGAUUGCCCUCGUGGACGCCCGACCUCAGCCCUCGCGACCCCGCUGUGGCCGCCUCUGAGACCAAAUAGAGACGCUGCUCUCCCUGGAGCUGCUGCCCGGGCCUCGCGGGCCAAGCCCCAGCCCGGGGAGGGGGCACCAGGCAGCUCCAUGGCCCGGCCCAGCCGUCUGCUCUGGGGAGGCCUUGGCCCCCUCUGGGUGAUUCUGUGUGUUGGGAUUUUUUUGUUUUUGUUUUUUGUUUGUUUGGUUUUUUAGUGUAUUUUUCAUGAUCAGAUCAGAAAGACUUGAGUUUUUAAUUUAAUUUAUUCCCUGCGGUUGCCGCUGACUUUGGAAAGGAAUCAGUCAAUCCCCCUGGCCCCCCAGGGAGGGGAAUCUGGGGACACCAGGACCGAUCUCUGCUCUGUGCCCCAUCUUGCAGGUCCUGGCUGGAGCCCACCGUGGACCCCCAGGUGCCCUGGCCCAAGUGUAUGGUGCAAACCCCUCCUUGUGGUCCGGGAGCCCAUAUCGUCCUGCCUCAGCCCCCUUGCUCCUGGUGAUUUGCUUCCAGCUACUGUGGGGCUACAGCUCCAUUGGGGAUCACAGCCCGCACACAUCUUGGCCUGUGCAAACAGGCCCCCACCCAGCCCCUCUGCCCAGCUGAGAAGACAUUAUAUUUCUGUAAAUAGAGCCAGCAAGUAUAAUAUACUGUGAUUUAUUUUUAACGUAUUCCUGAGGAUGGACUGGAAAGGGUUUUUUUUAGCCCUUUGUUGGGGUCUUUUAUUUUGGCGGGGGGGUGGGGGUGGGGGGUUUACUUUUUAGAAUAGAAGCAACACUUGGCAAUAAGCUCGUUUCGUCUGUUGGAACCCCCUCUCCCUCCACUCUGACCUGAUAAUGUUUCUAAGAAAAAAAAAUGGACAGAACGAAAAGGGAGGGGGACUACUAUCAAAAACAGCAGCCCCUCCCCGAAGACAACAUAAGGAAGGAAACAACGCAUUUAUACAGAUUUCAUAUUUCUACCCGCCUUUCCUGACUGUGUUUUAUAUAUAUUAAAUAUAUAUAUAUAUAUAUAUAUUGUGUAUGGCCACCGGGGGAUGCCCACACCCGCUGUGGAGAGGGCGUCGGGGGCUUUUGUAGGGGUGGUGGGGCGGGCCGUGUGACCACGCCUGGAGCUGGCACCCGG
Molecule: messenger RNA, 1820 nt
Organism: Heterocephalus glaber (naked mole-rat)
Lineage: Eukaryota; Metazoa; Chordata; Mammalia; Rodentia; Bathyergidae
Gene: Efna2
Product: ephrin A2
Biological process (GO): osteoclast differentiation; axon guidance; bone remodeling
Cellular component (GO): plasma membrane
Molecular function (GO): ephrin receptor binding
Source: RefSeq, a predicted model, not a curated record